Messenger RNA from Kwoniella mangroviensis CBS 8507, 4332 nucleotides. RefSeq lists its product as uncharacterized. Lineage: Eukaryota; Fungi; Basidiomycota; Tremellomycetes; Tremellales; Cryptococcaceae. Gene Ontology annotation, cellular component: condensin complex; condensed chromosome; chromatin. Bases 1 to 4332 code for a protein of 1443 amino acids. Gene Ontology annotation, biological process: mitotic chromosome condensation. The transcript has 6 exons. The record is from RefSeq and is a predicted model, not a curated record. Gene Ontology annotation, molecular function: chromatin binding.
AUGGACAUCAUCCACAAGCUCAACCCAUUCCAUCGCCCCUCCUCAUCCCUCCGCUCAUCACAUACCCCAACACCCACACCAGCUUUCUCCAAUGCCCGACCGUCCUCGUCUUUAGAAAGCGAUCAUACCUACCCUUCUAUCGAUUCUACCAUCCCUCCUCGUUCAUACGAGGAAGGCCGAUACCUGGCUACUCCCGAUCCAGUCCCACCUCUUUCACCCGCUAGGAAAACCGGACAUCAUCGUACGCCCUCUAUCCUCAGAUCAUUGGCACAUCAUCCGAGUCUCUCUGCGCUGAAGAAUAAAUCGAAGAAGAAACGAAAGGCCAGAGAUGAAGUUCUACCACCCUUACCUUCGCCUGUGCUUAUUAGUGGCAAUGGCGCUGAGAUGGGCAUGGUGUCAGAACGAAACAAGCUGAGGAAGAAUAGUCUCAAGGUUAGUAGGAGCGUACCGAGAGAUUUGAGGUUGAGCGAUGAGUACCAUGAAGAUCCAAUCCCACCUCUCCCACUUUUACCAUCAACACUUCACAACUCCCAGACUCGUUCUGCAUCAAGCGCAACAUCAAGAUCAAGAUCUAACUCCAUUACACCGGUGCUAAAUAAGCAAAUGUCAAUCCGACGUAAACCCGCUCCAUCACCCCAACUUGAAGAUAUCCUAUACUCCAACCCGAAAUUUCAUCACAGUGUGGGCAUGGGCCAUGACGAUUUCCACACACCCGAGAGUAUGAGAGUGAGAAUGCAAUUCGAAAUUGACUUAUCUACAAGAUCAACCUCGUUCGAUAUUGAUCAAAGUCCUUCUAUGUCAGGUAAGAGGGAUGGUCUAAGGCUUGGUGUGGAUAGUCCGAGAAGACGAAGGUACAUGAGCUUUGAUCAGAGAAUAAGUCCUGAGAACGGCAAAAUCCGAAACCUGUCUUCUCCCGCUGAUACACCAUCUCGACCGCCUCUUGCAAAUCGCUCGUACCCUGCUCCAAUCGCUGAUCGAUCCCACCUAUACGCCCAGUCCCUCUAUGCUGAUUCGACCACUUUCUUCUCGACUGACUUCGGUGCUCCACCGUCUCAAGCCCUUGAUUGGACUGAGGAGCCAAUUCAACAAGAUGCUUUCGACAUGUUUGUUGAUAACGGCACUCUGCCUCCCGGUACACCUGGUGGAAAGAAGGAGGAUCUGCAAAGAGGGGUAUUGAGCGACGGAGCAAAGCAUGAGAAAGACGCUGUGAGGUUUUUCUCAAGGGAUACUUAUCCACCUGUAUCGCCUUCAAACUCAGUGUCUCCAGAUACAACGCCCUCGAAACCACCGGCUAGAAUCUCACCUGCACGAUCGAUAGAUCACAGAUCGCCAGCCAAACAUAGAAGAGCAGAGUCGAGUCCUGCCUGUUCACCUAUCCGAAGAUUCCCUUCAAAAUCCAAGGAAAGCGAGUUUUCACGAGCCGCUAAGAGAUCCUCAUCACCUUUCGAAGUCAAACUAUCUGCGAACGUUACCAAGCGAAUGUCUUUGGAUGCUUUUGGUGCUACUCCAAUCACAUCAUGCUUCGGUGACGAUGCUGAUGGUAAUUUGGAAGAAGUAUUAGAACGUGAGGAUGAAGAGGAAGCCCAUGAUCACACAGAUCGUUCGUAUAGAAAUAAUGAUCGACUCCAGGAUGAGGGCUUGGAAGGUUAUGAAGCGCACGAAUUAUCCAAUAUCACAGAAUCACCUUUCUCAGAAGACCAUUCUACCACCUAUCAGAUAUCCAUAGUUGAUCAUACUCCCAUCAAUCAACAUACGACUACAGAUACGAGUACCAAAUUCUUCACUCCUUUUUCUCCCUCGCUUUCAGCUCAAGGAUUGCCUCUCCCAACAUCCCCUACUUCGCCAUUACCGUUGCUCCGAAAAAAAUAUCUCUCAGCACCUCCACUUUCGGUGACGAAUAGCUUGUUGGAAGCUCAUGCUGAUCAUACCAAGGCUUUGAAGGAUCAACUAAAAGCUGGGGAGUUUAUGAUGGACGUGUUGAAGUCGGAAAAUGAGGAGUUGAAAACUGUGAUGAAAAAUAUUAGACAGGAGAAGGAACAGCAGAUCAUCGAUAUGAAGAGUAGGAAUGCCGAAUUGGAGGUAUGGAAAGAGAAUUGUGAAAGUAAGGAUUUAGCCAUCAACCAGCUCAGACAAGCCAUGAAGGAGAACGAAGAGUUCUUUGAGAGGCUUCAAGAAGCCCAUGACGAACUUGCCGAUCGAUGUGCAGCUCUGGAAGAAGAGAACCUAUUGAUGAAGGUUGAUCAUGAUGCGACUGCAAAAUUGAUCCACAACCUCAAGAGAGAAAACGAGGUCUCGCAGGUGGAAAGUCAAAAAGCGAAAGGAUUAAAAAAUGAGAAUGAUGAAUUGGAAAUGGUGAUAUUCGAAUUGAGAAGAGAGAUGAAAUGGGCUGAGAAUCAGAUCGAAGUUAAGAAUAAACUUCUGGUAGAGAAGGACAAGGUGAUCGAAGAGAGGGGUAGGAUGAUUGGCGAGAAAGAGAAAGUAGAAGAGGAGCUUGGGAGGAUGCGAAGGGAGUUGGAGGAGAAGAAGGAGCUUCUCGAGAGGUCCCAAUUGGAAUCCCAACACUCUUCUGCCACUUUGACUGAAAGCUUGUCUGUGUCGUCGCAUCAGGUUGUAUCGAUGAGAGAACAACUCGUACAAAAGCAUAACAUUAUAGGACAUUUGGAAGAUGAUCUCAAAGAAUCACGGAAUCAUUUGACAGAUCAUCAAGAUAUCAUCCAAAACCAGAAAUCGCAGAUCAAAGAAGGAGAAAUGAGCAUACACGAACAGGAAUUCACCAUUUCCACUCUUCGAGAGCAGCUGGAUUCAGCUCAGCAAUCCGUUCAAUCGUUCAACUUGUUCCUCCAGGAGAAAGACGAGAAGAUCUCUUCUCUCUUGGCCGAGUCAUGCUCCCUGCAUGAUGGAGUCAAAUCGCUAAAGAUUGAAUUGGUUGAAAAGGAGAAGAUCAUCUCAGCAUUAAAAGAGGGAGUUGAGAUCGCCCGAUUUGAGAAGAACGAAAGAAGAUUCCAAAGCGAAAUUGAGAUUGGCCAAUUACAUGAACAAUUGGAAGAACUGACUAGAAGUAGUGCAGAGAGGGAAUGGGCGGGAAGACAGGGGACGGAGAUGAUUGCGAGGUUGAUGGAGGAGAAGCGAGUGUGGGAGGAAGAGAAGGAAGAGUUAAUCGAAAUGAUCAAUCAAAACUCUCAUGACGAAGAAUCGGCUUCUAAUCUCCGCGAUCAGAUUACCAAUCUUGAAAAUCAACUUUCCUCCCUAAAAUACCAUUAUGAAUCUCUUCAGUCCGAAUUGGAAGAGACUCGAUCGUCUGUCCAACACAAAAAUACCCUCAUUCAUGCUCAAGAAGCCGAGCUGGAAACUUUGAGGUUGACAAUACAGCAGAACGAACAGUCACUCUCGCAUACCACCGAAUCGUUUGAGAAACAACUGAAAGACUCUAUCAGGGUCGUCGAAAGAUUGAGGGAGAGAAUAGAAGAACUGGAAAUACAACUUGAAUCCCGGGAAAGGGCAUUGAAGGAGUUGAUAUUGAAGAAUGAAAAUGUCAAACAAACUGAAGAAGGUAUCAAUUCAAGUUUGAAAGCUUUCAUCAACGAGAUUGAUCAAUUGAAAUUAUCUGAAACCAAACUUCGCAACGAGCUGCAUGAGGUGAGAAAGGCUAGUUCGGGAGAUAUAUUCAAUAUGGAAGAAUUGAGGAAGAAAGUCAAAGGGUUAGAAGAGGAUAAAGAGUUUUUGAAUAUUGCUUUGCAAAGUAAAGAAUUGGAACUAGCUCUGUCGAAUCGAACUGCAGCUCAUUCGAAGAAGACAGUUCCAUCUACACCGUCCACAUCUUCUACCAUCAGAGGGAUCGGAGCAGGAAGUUCUUCAGUCAGGAAUUCAAUGUCGUACUCUACUUCCAGAAUACCUAAUACCCCCACACCUUCUACUGGUAUGGAUAAUACACCUUUACCUAGACGAUUAGCCACUUCCACUUCUGCCACUCCGAGUUCGGCUGCAGCUUUGAACAGGUCAAGAAGAGAGACGAUCUCGCAUUCGAGUACAACGAAUACUACCAAUCCCACAGGCAGUGCGCUAAAUAGGUCGAGGAGAGAUACUAUCGCCAGUGCUGGAAGGGUGGCACUGGGUAACAGUACCAAACAUAAUACACCUUCACCAUCGGAACAAGCCAAUAACACUCAAUCGAAACCGUCUUCAUCGAUUGAGAGUGGAUUAUCGACGACUGCAGGGUCUACGAUGAAGAAAGUGGAACGAAGGACUAGUCUUCCUGUGUUAGUGAGAAGACCAAGUAGCGUGAUGUCUUCUACUUCCAAGAGAGAGAGUUUAUCAAGAGUUGAUGAAGUGUGA